Messenger RNA from Amorphotheca resinae ATCC 22711, 2363 nucleotides. RefSeq lists its product as hypothetical. NCBI's taxonomy places the organism in Eukaryota, Fungi, Ascomycota, Leotiomycetes, Helotiales, Amorphothecaceae. The transcript has 5 exons. The record is from RefSeq and is a predicted model, not a curated record. Gene Ontology annotation, biological process: protein phosphorylation. The coding region runs from base 145 to 2154 and encodes 669 amino acids. Gene Ontology annotation, molecular function: ATP binding; protein kinase activity.
GCUAAACACCAUGUUACCUAAACCAUCAUUCCACAAUACCUACAACACAAACACAACACGCCACUCACAAUCCGGGUAAGGGGAUUUGAGAAAGCAAGAACAUUGCCAUGAUACCUUACCCGCUUCUGAGUGUCUGAUCUCAGCAUGUCGCUCGUUCCAUAUUCAUCGCGCGACAGUCGAGAUAUCGUCCUCUGCUAUGACGAUACCAUAGUCAUCCGCGAUCCCCAAACCCAGCAACUGAGCCUCCGCGGCACGGGUGCCUCCUCCUCCUCCUCUUGUCCUACUUGCCACCGUCCCUUUCGCGAUGCAUCGCCCGAACGGCAGUCCUCUCCCCAUCGCCGACCCACACACUUUAUUUCUCCCGAAUACUUUCGCAUGCUUCAUGAUACCAACGUCCGAACCGAUGUGCCACCUUCAAGUCCGAUUCGUAGACUGGUAGAACCAGCAUUUCCUUCUACGCCCAUCAGCCUGGGUAGUUCCGUGACGGAUGCAGAGUUCGUGACGAGCACGCCGGAUCCUGAGGCGGCAAAUAGUAUCAAGAAGGAUGCAUUUAGUCCCGAUUAUUUCAAGAGAUUCUUCAUCAUCGAGAAGGAGCUGGGAAGAGGCGGGAAGGGAGUCGUGUUGUUGGUGAGGCAUGAAUUGGACAGUGUUUGUCUCGGUCAGUUUGCUUGCAAGAGAGUUCCCGUCGGAGACGACCAUGCGUGGCUGGAGAAAGUUCUCAUUGAAGUACAACUACUCCAAGGGUUAUCUCAUCCAAACCUUGUGUCCUACCGGCACGUCUGGCUUGAAGAUGUUCAGCUCAAUCGAUUUGGCCCCUCGGUACCAUGUGCAUUCAUUCUACAACAAUACUGCAACUCGGGAGAUUUGUUACAGUACGUUACUGGACCUGCCGUGCCUGCGAAUACAAAGGAGCAUCUGAAGGAGCAAAUGCGGAGAAGGUCAAAGGGGCAAUCUGAGCGGCUGGGCGACCUUAAGCCGCCACAGAGAAAGCUGCCUUUCGAAGAAAUCUACUCAUUCUUCAAAGACAUUACGUCAGGCCUAGCACAUCUCCAUGCCUCAAACUACAUCCAUCGCGAUCUUAAGCCGAGCAACUGUCUUCUCCACAGAGAUGGGAACGACUUGCGAUGUUUGAUUAGUGACUUCGGAGAGGUACAACCUGAGAAUGCAGCUCGGAAAUCGACAGGAGCCACAGGGACAAUAUCGUAUUGCGCCCCUGAAGUUCUCAAGCAAGACCAGUUCGGCCGUUAUGGGAACUUUACGACAAAAUCAGACAUCUUCAGUUUGGGGAUGAUUUUAUACUUCAUGUGCUUCGGACGACUGCCCUACAGCAGUGCUAAUAGCAUUCAAGAGGAAUACGAGGAUGUUGAUUUGCUGAGGGCCGAAAUUAGCAAUUGGUCAGGCUUCCAUGAUGAGCGACGAGAACGACCUGAGUUACCGAAUCAACUCUAUACUUUCCUGAAAAGAUUAUUAUCUAUUGAUCCAGCGGAUCGACCCAGUACGCAUGAAAUUAUCCAGGCUAUUCAAACAGGGAAAGGGCUCGAUCCUCCUCCGAAGAAUAGAAAUGGGAGUACUGGAGAUAUUGGUGGAAGAAUAAUUCAAUCUGUUGAGGCUCCUAUUUCUUCCGGGACGCCUAGCAAUGAGCCGAUGAAGCGUAUUCGCUCAGGUGCAUAUAUCGAAGACGCCUCAGACGUCCCCUCCCUAUUGCCAACACCGGAAACGCAGUUAACCCUCGAACCCCAGAAGAACCCGCAUCCGAACUCUCCACAAGGCCCGGCAGCCCUAACACCCCUCCUCAUGCCACCGCCCUCCACCACCUUCUCAGCAAUCAGAACCCGCCUCGACCUCUACAAGCACUACCUCUUCUCCUGGUUAGCCCUCAAUCUUGAAAUGGUCCAACUAAUUGCGGCACUCGGUAUCUUCCUCGUGAAAGUUCUCUCAAUCACGAGACCUUGUCUACCAUCUGGGACUAGAGAAACCGUCUGGUAUCCGCUCAUGGCACUUGCGGCGUUGGAACUCGCAUUAAGGACGAGAAUUGGAUGGAGAAUGAGAGGAGUACUCGCGGCCGCUCAUCUGGCGGUUUUAUGGUGGGCGCUGAGGCUGGAUGGUAGGUUGUGCAUUGAGAGAGAAUGGCAUUGGGGUGAUGGUGAGGGUUGACCGUGAUAAGGUCAUCAAUCAUUGUACCCUCUUGCAUUGAAUUUUGGCUGUAUGGUCGGGCUGGCCGACUCCUUAAACACACGUUGGCUUUGAUGGCGUUGGUGCACUGCAUGAUUCAAAUGGGGGGCUUUUUGGGUUGGGCUUGGGGGGAGCGGGGGAUUGAGGCAGGUCAUGGUUCUCAUGGGUGGAAAAUGGAAAAUGGAAAUGGG